AUGAUUAAAUUUAGCGAUCCAACCAAUAUAAGAUAAAUUAUAGUGUGCUCAACAAUUUCAGAGCGUCCUGUCUUAAUAGAAAACUAUCGUGCUUUUGAAAAAACUGGCAUUUAAGGAAUUUAAUAAUAUGAAGUUAAAUUCCUUCGUUUAGUCGAAAGAAUAUCAUCUGGUGCUAAAUUUUAGAUUAGCAAGAAUGGAACUGCAAUCAAGUAUUAUCCUGGUAUUAUUACUAAUAAUGAAGGAGUCGAUUUUGAAUUUGAUUGCGGUGAGGAACGUUGUAUUACUUAUUUCUUAGAGCCUUUGACUAUUCUUGCUUUGUUUGGUAAGAGCAAGCUUAGCAUUAAAUUAAAAGGUGUAACUAAUGAUGAAAUAGAUAUGUCUGUGGACACUUUUUCAAAUUGCACUUUACAUUUAAUUCGUAAAUUUUAAAUUGAAGGCGAACUCUUUUUAAAAGUUAAUAAGCGUGGCUUUAAGCCAAACGGAUAAGGAGAAGUUAUCUUCAAAGUUCCAUUUGUUAAAUUUUUGCGUUCAAUUAAGCUCAAAUAAUAAGGCAAAAUAAAAAGAAUUAGAGGUGUUUGCUCUGGUGCAAGAGUUAACCCUUCAAUUUUGAAUCGUAUAAUUACAUCUGCUAGAGGAAUAUUUAAUGAUUACUUGCCUGAUGUAUACAUUUACUCAGAUUUUUAUAAGGGAGGAAACAAAGAAAAUUCUAGUGCUGGUUAUUCUAUUUCCCUUAUAGCUGAAUACAAUAAUGGAUAGCUUGUAUCUAUUGAUGAAUGUCUUGAUGAAUCUCAUCCUCCUGCCUACAAUUUACCUGAAGCAUUAGGUGAAAGAGCUGCCCUUGCUCUUCUUGAUGAAAUUUUAUACACAGGCUUUGUAGAUUCAAGCAACUAGUCAAUUGUUUUAACUUUGAUGGCUUUAUCAGAAAGAAAAAUUAGCUCUGUACGUCUUGGUAGAAUCACACCCUACACAGUAGAAAACCUUAAAAUAAUCCAAUAAUUCCUCGGUAUUACCUUCAAGAUUGAAGCAGAUGAAGAAGCUGAAGAUGAUGAAGAACAAGAAUAGAAUUAACAAAAAAUGUAAGAAGAAGAUGAUGAUGAGUCUGAAAAUAUUGGAAAAAGAAAACAAAGUGGAGCUGAAGAUGAUUCUUUAGAGCCUGAAAUUGAUUUAGAUGAAUAAUUAGAUGGUAUCACUAAACCUACAACAGUGAUCUUCUCAUGUCUAGGAUCUGGAUUACAAAAUAUCUCUCGUAUCGUUAAAUGA
Molecule: messenger RNA, 1260 nt
Organism: Tetrahymena thermophila SB210
Lineage: Eukaryota; Ciliophora; Oligohymenophorea; Hymenostomatida; Tetrahymenidae
Product: RNA 3'-terminal phosphate cyclase-like protein
Exons: 1
Biological process (GO): ribosome biogenesis; endonucleolytic cleavage of tricistronic rRNA transcript (SSU-rRNA, 5.8S rRNA, LSU-rRNA)
Cellular component (GO): nucleolus
Molecular function (GO): RNA endonuclease activity
Source: RefSeq, a predicted model, not a curated record